This is a messenger RNA of Trichoderma asperellum CBS 433.97, 515 nucleotides long. NCBI's taxonomy places the organism in Eukaryota, Fungi, Ascomycota, Sordariomycetes, Hypocreales, Hypocreaceae. The record is from RefSeq and is a predicted model, not a curated record.
UAAAUUUCCAAAUUCCCUAGUUCAUACUGAGCCAAAUUAACAACAUUUCACCAACCGUCUGUUUUAUAUUCAUAAUGCGCUCUUUAGCCUUUAUUACCGCCCUGGGUCUUUCGCUCUUCGGCAUGGCAAAAUCUGAUGGCUGGCCAGGAAAUCUAUGUGAACGGGCUGGUGGUAGUUGCGACCCAGUCACCGCGGACUUUUGCCAAGGCGAGUAUGACACCACGGUUGGAUUGCCAUGUGUCCCCCGAGGAGUUGUUGGCGUUGGCUGUUGCUGGCAUGCGCCUCCUCCAAAUUAAAACCUGAUUGCAGGCAGAUAAAUGUGUACGGCAGUGGCUGCAUAUACGUGUUUGUAGAAUUCUAUCUAGCGACGGGCAAAAAGAAUUAACAAAGCAUUAUCAGCAUUGCCGUAGUAAUAUUGUUCCAUCUAAUUGAGAGCUCGCUUUAUCUUAAGCCUAGUUACGCAAAUACAAUAAAUAACUUGGGCACAAUCUGUUAAGAGAUAAUAAUAGAAUGGC